AUGCACCAACUGGUCAACUUAUACCUGAAGUCUCGAGGACGCAGUGUGAGUGGCACCAACUACUGGAAUCUUUACGCGAAUUACUUCAAGGACCACAUGCAAGAUGAGCUCGGCCGCAUUGGAAAAGAGGUACCAGAAGGCAGUGGGACGCCUAGUGCGACCUUGCGGACACAAUGCUACGAGAAAUUCAAGGACACCUUUCCAGACGCCUAUCAAGACAUCCUGUCAAAGCACGAGGAAGUAUCUCACCUGGGUUCAUCUCCCCAGACCAUAGCCCAGCGCGGACAGGCGUUCCAAAGACACUACCGAAGUGUGAUGAGCAUUCUUCAGUCCGGCUCCGCUAGAUUCGGGUUUGAGGGUGCCGUUGUACUAUGUGGUAAGAUUGUUAAUGAAGACGCUUCGCUUGGCCAUUCUUACAGCACAUCUGGUGCUGCUGGUUUCUGGGAAACGCGAUGCCGUGCCAGCGAUGACGCGAUCAUUGGUCAUCUCAAAGCCCAUGUGUAUAACACUACAUUGCUAUCUGCGAUCGAAGAAGCAUUUCCAGAAACAGAGGACGAUAGCCGCAAAAAAACGACUCCAAGCCUUGCCAACGACGUAGACCAGGCUUCUGACGUGGUGGAGGGACGACGGGAGGAUGGCUUGAAAUUCGUGAAGCAAGAAAUCACCAAGCAAGCUGCCAAAUUUGGCUGCACAAUCAACAGCGGGAAGAUCUUCCCUUGGAAACUUAUGCCGGCCGCGCUCAUGGAAGCCAAUCUCAGGAUCCAAGGAUAUCCUGCACACAGAUGCAUAUUUCCCGGCGAGGCUCACAGUAAACUUGCGCUAAACAAAGGCAUUGGGGCGCUGAUGCAGAAGGAGAUCACUGCGCUUGUUGAUUCUUUGAGGGCGGGCACUAUGCACAUCACCCAAUUUCCCCAGGAGGAUCGAUUGGCUGUGAGCACUUCUCAGAAGGCCGUAAUCGAGGGCGAAGCACCUCCGCCUGAAUGGCCCCAACAUGGUGCACGAUGGUUGUUCCUUGACGGUCACACUGAUCACAAUGGGCUCCCUCGCCUCAAGCCUAGUACAGCAACUACGAAGGUCAAAAAGGGUAAGGGUAAAGCACGCGAGUCCCCUACACCCUCCGAUGAUGAAGGUGUGGAUAAUGAUGAUUCAGUUGGAACUUCCGCGCCCAAGGCCCUACCUCGAACAAUUCUCCGAAAGCCUAACCCUAAUAUGCGAGUCGAAGUUGUACCUCCACCAUCACGGCCUUUCAAAGUCGUCCGACCUCCGCCAUCGCGUCCUUUCAAAGUUGUUCCAAAGCCACCUGCAACUCGGAGUGAGGUAAUAGAAUUUACGUCCACUGAAGAGAACUCCGUGGAUGAGUCCGACCCUGAGUACGAGGAACCAGGACAAGGAAAGAAAAGGAAGCUGAAGUCCGCGAAUACAUCACGUGGGUUUAAGAAGACUGCCCUGUCUACUGAAAAGACUAAUUCUCCAAAAGUGGGGAAGAAAGGUGGGUGGGGUAAGAAUAAUGUCCAACCCAAGGCGCCUCCGCCUCCCUUGUCAACCUCGAAUACUUUCCCCAUGAAAGGCGGUCUGCUAUCGCCUUUAACAGUGGGAUCAUCGACCGAUGGUCUGCCAUCGCCAGAAAAUAGUGAAGUCGGUAAAGCAAUGCGUCUCCGAGACGGACCUUCUGACGAGUCCAAAAAGGAACGUGUUAAACCACGCCCACUCACCAAGGUCUCUCGGGUGGUGAUGAACCGUGGCCUUCGUAUGGUGUACGGGAAAUCGGACUCUGGGUCUGACGUCGCCAGGAGCAUGAAGGCUGAUUCUGCUACCACAAUGGGCGCCAUCCCCGAGGCUACUGGUUCAGCAAAUACUCAAUCUGAACUUUUGGAGGAAAAGUCUACACAGCGGGUGAAGGAUGAAGUAGUAGGAGGUAUGGAGGAAGAACUACCCCCAACCGCCCCAUUGAGUGUUACUGUUCCCAAUGAGCAGCCUGUUCGUGACUCCGACACCCCUCGUCCCCGCACUCCUCGUGAAACUCAGGACGAGCGUCCACAUGAUGCCCCUCGUGACGACAUUCCCCAUGAUGCCCCUUGUGACAAUCCUCGAGACGGUCGUGAGCUUCCACGCAACCCUCUCCACGACCCUCGGGAUGGUCGUUACCCUCUCCACGAUCCUCGGGAUGGUCGUGACCCUCUCCGCGACCCUCUCCGUCAUGAAGACACUCGAAGUGCUGUUCGCAACCCUCCAUACAACCAUCGUGAGGUCGUACGUGACCCUCGCGAUGGCCUUCGUGAUUCUUGGGACACUGAUCCUCGUUAUCCGUACACCCGAGGGUACUCAGGGUACUCGCAAGAACCUGUGCGUGGCCUCGACCGUGACACUCUUCACCCCCGUGAUGCAUUCUACCACCGCAAUUCUCGCAAUUCCCGCUACGGUCCACCCCAAGAUCCUUAUGGAUCUGGUGAUAUUCGUGUAGAAAGUGACUUGAAUACUCGCGACAGCUCACCUGCGUCCGAAUUUCAUGAUAACUAUGGUCCUGGUGAGCGCAAACGCACCUACCCAACCCGAUACAGGCCCCGACGCGAUGACCUCGAUGAGCGCGGGCAAUCGCUAAGUCCCUAUCAUAGUCAUCCAGUUGGUGGAGGGCAUUACCGCGAGGGUGGAUACCCCCAAGGCCCCAGCAGGAGAUUCCAGGAUUCAAGAUGGGAUGAAGAUGACUAUGGUCAUGAUGCUAUACCACGAGCAUUCAGUCGCGAUCUGCCCAAUCCCCUGAAGCCUCCUCCUGCUACUUAA
Molecule: messenger RNA, 2778 nt
Organism: Suillus clintonianus
Lineage: Eukaryota; Fungi; Basidiomycota; Agaricomycetes; Boletales; Suillaceae
Exons: 9
Coding region: 1-2778 (925 amino acids)
Source: RefSeq, a predicted model, not a curated record